Pestalotiopsis fici W106-1 is the source of this 1851-nucleotide messenger RNA. RefSeq lists its product as uncharacterized. NCBI's taxonomy places the organism in Eukaryota, Fungi, Ascomycota, Sordariomycetes, Amphisphaeriales, Sporocadaceae. The coding region runs from base 1 to 1851 and encodes 616 amino acids. The record is from RefSeq and is a predicted model, not a curated record. The transcript is spliced from 2 exons.
AUGACGACUACCAUGUUGCAGACGGAGGUUCUCCACCCCGUCACCGGAAUAUCGACCGGAGGACGUAUUUUGACUUGUCCUCCCACUCUGGAUAUUCCUGUCGAAGCACAGGUAUCGCUGCUCCAUGAUAGAAGUAGCUAUCAAGGCGAAGUGCCGGGACUUCGCAUAAACACCGUUCCGCACCGUCAGCGUAUAUCGACUGCCGCUCAAAUCGAUUUUCGGGUCAAGCUGCUGGGCGCCCUCCGGAAGAAGUGGGAGAAGCCCGAGACAGAAGCGAGAUUCCUCGAGGCAGUAAAUAGGAUGGAAACUGACGGCGCCGCCUUAUUCGGUGGACUCAUUGAUCCUUCCAUUUUUGGGGAACUUGUCGAGAAAUAUGACAAGGUACAGGAAAGAGCUGGUAACAAGGCUUUCAUGCAUUCUUAUGUCAAUCUCUCCCUUGAGCACGAGUUCAUUCUAGGAGGAAGCUAUGUAGAGGCAUUCAGUCACCCGCUCCUGGUGGCGCUUGUUUCUUACCUUCUCGGGGGCUCCAUCCGUAUUGUGGACUUUCGAGGGAAAAACACGGACCCUAUCUCAAUCAAUGCUCAGGACAACAUGCUUCACGUCGAUAAUACUCCCUUCAAGGAGGAGUACAAGGUGCUCCUAAACUGGCGGAGGGGCGAAGUGAAAGGGCCAUCUGGGCAAAACUUCACCUUCCUGCCCUGGACCCACAAAGGAAACCGCAUUGUGCUCAAGGACAAGGAGGGCGCUCCAUGGUCUUCAGAGAAGGACAGUGUGUUCGUCACUGACGAAGCAAUUGAUGGGCUGUUCGAGUUCCAGAAUCAAGUGAAAGGGGCCGCUGCCGUUGUUGAAGCGAGACACUCUGAACAGCCCUUGGCCAUUCUGUUUCCAGCAGGGGCACUGGUUCACCAUCGCUACCGCACAGAGGAUGGCGAUCCAAGGAGUUGCAUUAUAACGGCCUUCCAUUUGUCCAGCAAGCACCCUGGCCAAAUUUCAGAACUGGCGCAUGUUUCUGACAGGAAGAAAACACUGAUCGAGUUCCUCGUUGGGUAUCAGGACGAGAACUCUAAUGACGAGUUUUUGGAUUUGAUCUCUGGCGAAUCUCUACGCGUUGAAACAAAGCUAGAGGAAUUGGUACAGCCGCAGCACCCGAGCACGGUCCUUGAUAUCGGGUCUCUUGCACUCAAAGGCGAGGCACUCGUCAAAUGGCGCCAAGCUGUCAUGGCUGCGCCAAAUCCAAUCUGGCACAGGUUGAACAAUGGUCUUCGCCUAUCUGAGACCGACUUCGGUGACAUUGAGAUGCUGACGGACAAUCUCGCAGCCGUCAUGGACUACGACAAGCACUGCAACCUCCAGAUGGUUUUGUAUGAUGACGGCCGCGAGGAGAUCCGUAAACCAUCUCGAAAGAUAGUUGGGGAGCGGAAGAAGGAUAACAUCAGAAGUCGCCUGAGAUCUUGGACGCCUAGGAUCCUGCGAGGCUCAUUUAAUGCCCAUGAUUUGAUCGAGCCGAGGACGCUAAGAAUUCUAAGCAAUUCGAUGGCUUCUCUGGCAGAAAAGGCUGCCGAGGAACAUGACACAGAGCCAGCUGCUGGAAGCGGAAAGUCACCGCUGGUAGGCCAGAGGAAGACUUUGAUGUCCUUCAGUCGCCUGAUUCUGGAUCUCGGGGAGGCUGUCGAGAGAUGCGAAGGUGUAGAGUCUUUUGUUGUCACGAGUUUGUUCCUCUUCCUUGCUGCCGAGGAGAUCUAUUCAGAGCUCUCGGUUACGGACCAAAAGGCCGUCGAAUUUGUGGUCGUGGCGUUCUUGAGAAAUUACAUUGCUACAGUCCUGAUUGUGGAAGGAAAUGUUGAUUUUUGA